UAGAAAAGCCAAACAAAUAAAAUGGUCAAAACAGAAUAGAGCAGCCUUCCGGACAUUCAAAAUCCGCUUUUCGACCGUGCCAAAAGAAAAGACUUUUAAAAUAAAGCUCAGACUGGAAUCCCAGUUGAAGACAUCAUGCUUCGUGGGGUUGCCAAGAGCAAUGGUGCUGCCACCAUCAGGAACAACACCGACGUUGCAAGACGCAUUUGGCCCUACACACCCUACCGUGAAGCCAAGCUCACAGGAAAGCUGGAACGUCGGCUGGAUGGUGAUGGUUCUUGUGAUGCCAUUGAAACGUUUGAUUUUGCGAAUUUGGAUGAAGAGAGCUCCAUCUUUGACUUGCCGGGUGGACUGAAUGCUAUGGAUCUCGUCAAGAGGCAAAUGGUGAAAGCCGAGGAAAGGAGGGUCAACAGCCAAAUUAAAGUUUUGUUUCCCCAGGUGGCUCGAGCCGACGGUGCUGAUGUUUCUCAUCUUGGGGGAGAAGCUGGAGUGGGAGCUUGUGAACCCAUUGACUUCGUUGACGUGGGGGAUGUGUUGGCGUUCGGAUUCGAGAACGGGCGAAGAGGUACAAGUUUCUGUGCAGCCCUCAAUCCAUGCACCCAUACCUAUGCUCUUGGACAAGAGGGCAUCAUUCCUGAUGUGAAAAUUGGAGGCAUCAUCUUUGUCUCCUUGGAUGCUGUGGGGUUCUCUCUAACCAAACAGUUGGGCAAACAUACACUCAAUCGAAUGUGGGAUGGUACGGGCGAGCCAGAACAAAUCUUUGUUGAUGGGCACAUUGCUGUCCGUGGUACUGGAAGCAUGGGAAUCAAGUUUUCCCCUAAGGUUAAGGCAACGAUCAAUGUUGACCUUUCCUUAAUCAUUGACGUGGCUCCAAACAGCAGAAACAACGAAAUCGCACCCAACUCACAGGCAUUGAAAGACAACAAUGAUAAUAGUGAAAAUGUGGACUUUGAGAUACUCCUCUCUGGUGAAGCUGGUGUCGUUUUUGAAGUGGUGAGCAGCUUGGGUGGUAGAACAGAGACCCAUACAGUUGACCUUUCGGGGGUUAUCACUGUAGAGGCUGACAUGUAUUUGUAUGUUAGUGGCGAAGAUACAAAGCUCAUGCUUGCUGCCAGUAUCAACGUCAUGCUGGGGGGCAUCUGUGGUAUGACCCCUUAUGCUGCAGUCAUUUGUGAGAUAUUUAGUGGUGACUCUGAAUUAGUAGGUGCCAUUCGAUCCUACGCCGACAAGACUGGAUUUGGAGUUCAACUGGAGCUUUCCGGCUACAUUGGAUUGAAAUAUGACUUUGUGGAAGAUGAGUUCGAUUGGCCUUCUGAUGGCCACAGCUUUAGCUUUGGUGUCACCCUUGGUUACAGCGGAAGCACAAUCAAUGCAUGUGUACAGGUGGAUGGGAAUGAAUCUUGUUUUCGCAAAUGUGACGCUGACAGUCAAUGCGAUGAUGAUCAGUUCUGUGACCUUCUGGGUUUCUGCAUCAAGAGGAAAAAGGUUGCCCAUGUUUGCCACAAGAAUGCUGUCUGCAAAUCUGGCUACUGUGUUGGUGGCUUUUGCUCGGAAUGCCCCACUGUUGAUAGAAGUGCAGGUUGUAUUGCCGAUGCAGAGUUCUGUACUCAGAAGAUAAACAAAAUUGGGUUACGGUGUGAAGCCAAACGAAAUAACGGCCGGGCCUGCCUGGACAAAGUUGCUUGCAAGAGUGAUAUUUGCAGUGGUGGAUUUUGCAGUGAAUGUGCAAGAAUUGACAGUGAGGAAGGGUGUGAUAAUAACAAAUUUUGCUCGCAAACUUUCACUGAUGUGGGCUAUACUUGCAUCAACAAGAGGAAUUUAGGGGGUACAUGCAGUUCAAACAUAGCCUGCAAUUCUGGUCGGUGUGUCAAUGGAUACUGUUCUGAAUGCAGUCAAAUUGAUAGCACCGAUGGAUGUGGAAGCAAUGAGUUCUGCACUCAACUCCCAGGUGCCUUUGGGCACAGAUGCAAGGACAAGCUUGACCUUGGUGGUGCCUGCUUGAAGAAUGUAGUAUGCAAAUCAGGAAAGUGCAAAGGUGGCUAUUGCUCGGAGUGUGACAGAAUUGACUCCACGUCGGGAUGUUCCUCGGGAAAGUUUUGCACACAGCGAACAACUGCAUUUGGGUACCGUUGCGAUGCCAAGCGUGGAUUGGGAAGCACAUGUUCAAGUAAUGUUGCUUGCACCAGUGCUGACUGUGUUGGAGGCUUUUGUUCGGACUGUCGGACAUUGGAUAGCACCAGUGGCUGCUCGAGUGGCAAGUUUUGUACACAAACAGCCUCUCCUGGCUAUCGUUGUCAGAACCAAAAAGGAGAGGGUGGCACUUGUUCCUCCAACAACGCUUGCAGGGACUUUUGUGUUGCUGGGUUUUGCCAGCAAUGCAGCAAUGAUGGACAUUGUGGCACUGACCGUUAUUGUAGUGGGUGGCCCUCAUAUGACUGCAAGAACAAGAAAAACAGAAACAAAAGUUGUGGUGCCAAGAAAGAGUGCAAAAGCAACAAAUGUAAAUUUUGGAAAUGCAAAUAAAUGGAUAAAUGGACCAGCAAUGGAAGAACCGCAACCACCAUCACCUUACCUCACGUACAACAAAAUGAACCAACAAUUUUAAAAGAAAACAAACAACGAAAGAUGAGCCAAUGGCCACAAAAACUCCAGAAAAAGAAUACGCACACGGAAUAAGACGAGCCAAUGGCCACCACCCACAGAAACAUGACACAUAAAAGCAGUUAUUACAUUUCGUUCUCUGCCUCAACCAAAGACUAUAUAAACACGAGAGUCGCUUCAGAC
Seminavis robusta is the source of this 2784-nucleotide messenger RNA. The record is from the annotation of a GenBank genome assembly. NCBI's taxonomy places the organism in Eukaryota, Bacillariophyta, Bacillariophyceae, Naviculales, Naviculaceae.